AUGACAAAGAAGCAAUGCCAGACAUGGACAGCUUUCAAGGCGUUCAUGGCCAACCGUGUUCUAACCAAAGAACAGGUUGAGCAUCAACAACGGGAAGAGUACAAGCACCUUCCCGGGAUCCUCAAUUAUCACACGGCAUCUCCAUUUAUCCGUAGGAAAAUAGAUGCGAGCCGCGCAAAAGAGUGGAAGAAGUAUGAGGUUUUCCAGGCAGCAAUACCCAUCAAGGGGCAAGAUCUUUUUGACUUGCUACAAAGGGUCAUGCUCGUUGGAUGUGCCACUGGUGUUAGGACUGACGCGCCCACGUCAGAUCUGGAAACGCACAGCAUAGUUGCCGCUUUUGCCGUAGCUGAAGGUGUUCCACCUCAGAGUUCGGACAUAAGGAACGCGUACUUCCAAGCGUUACCUAUAGAUCGCAUAGUCGUCACGCGGCAGCCUAGCGGUGGACUUCCAGGGGUAGACCCGGAAGCACACUUGCUGAUCAGGGUACCCGUUUACGGACUCUGUGACUCCGGCCAUGGAUUCUGGAAGAAGGUGAACCACGACGCAUUGGAUGUAGGCUUAAAGGCAAGCCGCAUCUUCCCUGCCUUUUACUACCGCGAGAGUAAUGGCCGAGCGGAUCUCGUCUUGACUACUCACGUGGAUGAUUUCCUGUGGGCCUGUACCGAAUCAGGACAGGUAGUUCUGGACAAGCUUCUUAACCGCUUCGAGGUAGGGAAGCGAGAAAUAGGAAGGCUCCGUUUCUGCGGGAAACAAUUCAGCCUUGACGGCAAGGAUGUGCUGAUCGAUGACACUGACAACACAGCCAAAACGACGUACAUCGACAUUGCCAAGAGUCGAAAGCAGUCGGAGCAAGUGACCACGGGAGAAGAGCGACAGCCGCGCUCUGUGGUAGGUUCACUGUCGUGGAUCUCGCGUCAAGCCCGGCCAGACAUACUUUAUCGGGUGUUCCGCUUGCAGAGCAGCAUCAAGGGAGCGAAGGUUUCCACGCUCACCGAUGCCAACAAGGUACUCAAGAUGGCCUUGGACACCAAGGACCUGAAGAUCACGUACCGACAUUCUGGCAACCUAGACUUCAUGUAG
Symbiodinium pilosum is the source of this 1080-nucleotide messenger RNA. NCBI's taxonomy places the organism in Eukaryota, Dinophyceae, Suessiales, Symbiodiniaceae. The record is from the annotation of a GenBank genome assembly.